This is a messenger RNA of Spinacia oleracea (spinach), 2304 nucleotides long. Its product is annotated as pentatricopeptide repeat-containing protein At5g39980, chloroplastic. Gene Ontology annotation, molecular function: protein binding. The transcript is spliced from 2 exons. Bases 160 to 2169 code for a protein of 669 amino acids. Lineage: Eukaryota; Viridiplantae; Streptophyta; Magnoliopsida; Caryophyllales; Amaranthaceae. The record is from RefSeq and is a predicted model, not a curated record.
AAUUUGCCUAAUUUGAAAGACAGCGACAGCAACCAAACAAAACACCCUCUCGGCGGAGCUUUGUCUACGAACGAGGCAGCGACACUCUCUUCUCCAGUUCUUCCAUUCUUCCUGCUGCUUCUUUUUCUCUCUCCUCUCUAUUCCUCCCCAAAACGUCGGAUGCUUGACAGUAUCUUGUUCAUGGUGGAUGGUGGCGUUCUUGCAGUAACACACAUUCAACGAAUUUCAGCUGCUAAGAAUAAGAUUCAUGGACAUAGAACUCGACGUAUCAUCACAAAAGCCUCAUCAUCUUCAACCAAAGAUGUUUGGUCCAGAUUACCAUCACAAUCUGCUGCUUCUUCAUUGUCUACUUCUUUUUCACAGCAACCACCUCGAACACACCGCCAAAAUCCACCACAAAGAAACACUUUCUUAGACCACAGCAUUGACAUGGAUGAUUUGCUGAAAUCUAUAGCCCAAACCGAGGAUGAGGGAGAGUUGUUUGCUUUAUUGUCACCUUAUAAAGGCAGGCAACUAUCUGUUAGGUUCAUGGUCUCUCUUCUUUCUCGGGAAUCAGAUUGGCAACGUUCUAUUGCAUUGCUUGAUUGGAUAAAUGAUGUUGCUUUAUAUGCCCCAUCAGUGUUUGUAUACAAUGUUGUUAUCCGUAAUGUGCUUCGGGCGAAGCAGUGGGUGGUUGCACAUGGCCUGUUCGACGAAAUGCGGCAGAGAGCUCUGGCCCCUGAUAGGUAUACUUAUUCGAUGCUUAUUACUCAAUUUGGGAAAGAGGGCAUGUUUGAUUCUGCACUUUCUUGGCUGCAGAAGCUGGAGCAGGAUCGUGUGUCGGGGGAUCUUGUUUUGUACAGUAACUUGAUUGAGUUGUCUCGUAAAUUAAGUGAUUAUUCCAAAGCGAUAUCUUUGUUUUCGAGGUUGAAGAGGUCUGGUAUUAGGCCUGACCUUGUAGCUUAUAAUACAAUGAUUAAUGUCUUUGGGAAAGCUAAGCUGUUUUGCGAGGCUCGAGAUCUGUUGAAAGAGAUGAGAGAAGAUGGAGUAAAUCCAGAUACUGUUAGUUACUCGACGCUUUUGAAUAUGUAUGUGGAGAAUCAUAAGUUUGUUGAGGCUUUAUCUGUCUUUUGUGAGAUGAAUGAGGCAAAAUGUGUUCUUGAUCUUACUACCUGCAACAUCAUGAUAGAUGUUUAUGGACAGCUUGAUAUGGCCAAGGAAGCUGAUCAGCUUUUCUGGGGCAUGAGAAAGAUGGGUAUUGAACCUAAUGUUGUAAGUUAUAAUACUCUUUUGAAAGUGUAUGGAGAAGCGGAGCUUUUUGGUGAAGCUAUACAUCUUUUUCGCUUGAUGCAGAAAAAAAAUAUUGAACAGAAUAUUGUUACCUACAAUACCAUGAUAAAAAUAUAUGGGAAAUCUCUUGAGCAUGAGAAAGCUGGAAACUUGGUGCAAGAGAUGCAAAAAAGAGGGAUUCAGCCUAAUGCAAUUACGUAUUCAACAAUAAUAUCUAUAUGGAGCAGGGCUGGGAAAUUGGAUCGUGCUGCCAAGUUGUUUCAAAAGCUUAGGAGUUCUGGUGUUGAGAUUGAUCAGGUUCUAUAUCAGACAAUGAUAGUGGCUUAUGAGAGAGCAGGAUUAGUUGCUCAUGCAAAACGGCUGCUUCAUGAGCUUAAGUGUCCAGACAAUAUCCCUAGAGACAUUGCCAUCACUAUUCUUUGCAGAGCUGGAAGGAUUGAAGAGGCCACAUGGGUUUUUCGACAGGCAUUUGAUGCUGGUGAAGUGAAGGAUAUUUGUGUAUUUGAGUGUAUGAUUGAACUUUAUUCAAGAAACAGGAAAUAUAGAAAUGUCAUAGAGGUGUUUGAGAAGAUGAGAGCAGCAAGAUACUUCCCGAAUUCAAAUGUUAUUUCUCUCGCCUUGAAUGCUUAUGGAAAAGUCAGAGAUUUUGAAAGGGCUGAUUUAGUGUAUAGAGAGAUGCGAGAAGAGGGCUGUAUUUUCCCUGAUGAAGUUCAUUUCCAAAUGUUAAGUCUGCAUGGGGCAAGAGGUGACUUUGAGACUGUGGAAUUACUUUUCAAGGCGCUUGAUUCUGACCCCAACAUAAACAAGAAGGAAUUGCAUCUAGUUGUUCGUAACGCAUAUAAAUCAGCUAAAAGACUCAGUGAUGCUGCUACAGUCAUCAAUGAUAUGCCUGACAAAUGAGAUCUUGAACACAAAAAAACAAGUGUAUAUGCUCAGUUUUGUACAUUACCUUGGCCUUGCUUUAAUUCAACACUUGUGUUGUACUUGUAUUACUGUGAAUGGUGUAAACGCUCUCCACAAUCCACGGUUCACACA